Messenger RNA from Cokeromyces recurvatus, 1140 nucleotides. Its product is annotated as armadillo-type protein. The record is from RefSeq and is a predicted model, not a curated record. The coding region runs from base 79 to 1029 and encodes 316 amino acids. Gene Ontology annotation, molecular function: deoxyhypusine monooxygenase activity. The transcript is spliced from 5 exons. Gene Ontology annotation, biological process: peptidyl-hypusine biosynthetic process. Lineage: Eukaryota; Fungi; Mucoromycota; Mucoromycetes; Mucorales; Mucoraceae.
AAGAUCUAAAAGAUAUAAAAAGUUGUUUUAUUUUUGUCUGUCUAUAAAACAAGACAAAAACAAAAACACAAAAAAAAAAUGACCAAUUUUGCUAAUGUGGAUUAUAAGAAACUUGAAGACUCACUUUGUAAUACUUCUGGCAAAGUUCAACUUGCUGAACGCUUUAGAACAUUAUUUACUCUCAAGAAUAUAGCUACGGACCAAGCUAUUGACAUUAUAGCUAAAGCAUUCAAUGAUGAUUCCGAACUUUUAAAACAUGAACUUGCUUAUUGUCUUGGUCAGAUUGGUAAUCCUCGUGCUAAUGGUAUUCUUACUCAAAUAUUAGAAGACUUGAAUGAGCCUGAAAUUGUUCGUCAUGAGUCUGCUGAAGCUUUAGGUGCUAUUGGAUCUGUAGAAUCACUUCCUGUGCUUGAAAAAUACUUGAAUGAUAAAAGUGUUGCAGUUGUAGAAACCUGUGAACUUGCGAUUGAUAGAAUCAAAUAUGAAAAUGAUCCAAAGACAAAGGCUGAAAGAGAAACAAAUAAAAGUGCCUAUAGCUCAGUAGAUCCUGCUCCACCUGCAACUGAAACAAAAUCAGUAGAAGAAUUAGAAGCUAUCUUAACUAACCCUGAUUUUAAAUUAUUUAAACGUUAUCGAGCCAUGUUUGCUUUGCGUGAAAUUGGUAGUGUAGAAGCUGUUCUUGCUUUAGCUAAAGGCUUAAAAGAUAAGAGUGCUUUGUUCCGUCAUGAAGUUGCUUAUGUCUUUGGUCAAUUACAACAUCCUGCCUCUGUCCCUGCUUUAACUGAAUGUCUUCAAGAUGAAUCUGAGAUUGAUAUGGUUCGUCAUGAAGCAGCUGAAGCUUUAGGAUCUAUAGCUACACCAGAAGUACUUGAAAUUUUAAGUCAAUAUAAAGAAGAUCAUGAAAGAGUUGUGCGUGAAAGUUGUGUUGUUGCACUUGAUAUGUAUGAGUAUGAGACUAGUGGUGAAUUACAAUAUGCUAAUGGUCUUGGUUCUCAUCCUCAAAAUAUGCAUUCCCUUAAACUUGCUUAAAUUGUUCCAUUUGAUCUAUUUAUUACUAUAUAAAUAGGACGUUACAUUUGUAUAUAAAAGAUCCCCUAUUAUUUACUCCCAACUCUAAAUAAAGCAUCAUAUUCAUCAUAA